AUGUUUUCACAAGGUUCAAUUCCGGAAGUAAAAGAAGAUCAAGUUGACCUAGCAUUGGAUCAAAGACGUGCGAAGCUAACUCAAUUUCAAGAUUUAGGUCCUCCGGACCUUAUUUCAAUUUCAAAGUACAUCUCGUCUGGCAGCAAAUCUAGUGCUCAGAAAAGAGGAAAUGCGCCGGGCCAAGAUCCCGCAGCUUCAGAGCCCGCUGAGAAUAUGAAAGGCGUAAUAGGGACUUACUUGUACUGUGCCGGUGCUGAUACCUCAGAUCCUACAUCAAUUGCUGUGUUUUUAAAGGGCAUUGCGGACUGUAUUUCUGAAGAACCACAGAUCUGGUUUGGCAAGCAAAAAGCUUUUAAAGUGAAUAAGAUCUCGUACGCAACUUGGAACAUUUUCCGUCAAUGUGACGUGAUUGUGACCGUGCAUAUCCCUGGGACCGUACAGACCUACGUGUUUGAUGUCCAUGGCGACGUGAUUCAGAUAGAAGAGGCAGAACAAAACCUGUUGUGGGCUGAAACAUUCAUCAGUGGAGUUGUCAGGACGCUAAUGAUGAUGAAGGACAACUUCGAUGAUGGAGAAGUUAAUUCUGUUGUGGAGACGAGGAUCUUGAACCCUCUGACCUCCAGUGAGAUCGGAGAUCUAUCGUCUGCAUUUAUUUCGCUUUUCCCUAUGGUAUUCAGCCAGGGUGUGCGCCUAGGUGCCCCUCCACACAUCAGAUAUGUAUCGAAUACAAACAACUACCUUGUAGAGACACUAUUGGAAGUGACAAAAUUGACACGCAACUUUGAGCCUUGUAAAGCUAUGCUCGAGAAGCUAAGAACUACUAAUCCAGAGGUAGUGGUUAUACUAGCACGUUUGUUUAUUCAGGAGAACCAUGAGUUAGAUGCUGUGAAGAUCAUACACGAGGAGCUAUCUAAAAACGAAACCACUGAAUACACGUCAGAGUUAAUUUGUGUGGAGACGGAGUUUUUACUGGAUAGAAAGAAGGACUACAAGCUUGCUCGUGACACUGCCCAAGCCGCUGUCAAUGCUGCGCCAAGUGAAUUUUGGCCAUGGUACCUUCUAGUUAGAACCUUCACAGCUCUAGGUGAUAUAGAGAAUGCUUUAUCAACGUUAAACUCCUGCCCGAUUUACCCUCUAAAGGAAAAAUAUGUCUUUAGGCGUAUUGUUUCAAUCAGCCAGGAAUCUGGUAACUUGCACCUACCACUUCCUGUUGACGUUAUAUUGGAGGAGGUUACUGGUUUGAAUUCACAGGAUGUUAUCGCAGAACAUAAGUCUGUUGAUCCAACCCUGGUUAACCUACCAGCCGCUAGCCUGAAAACUAAUUUCCAAUUGGCAUACUCGUUGCUUGCAGAGAUUGUCAAGAUUACCGGCUGGGAAUCCCUUCUGAAGUAUCGUGUCAAGCUUUUCGUGAUGGAAGAAGAAUACCAGAAUGCUAGUACUCCUAGCAUUGAGUCAGAAUCAUCGCAGGUUCUACGUUCCAAGCGUCUCUGCGAAAGAUGGUUAGACAAUUUGUUUAUGGUUUUGUUCACUGACUUAAAAAUCUAUGCUGUCUGGCAGGCAGAGCAACAACACUUUGAAGCACAAAACGCUGAAUUUUCCAAGACCACCUUUGAAUGGGAGUUACUAGGUCUAUGUGCAAGCAGACUGCAUCACGAUCACGAAGCUGCGAAGGCUUUCCAGAAUGGUCUCAGUCAGAGAUUUUCUGCUCAAUCGUGCAGAAAGUUGCUUCAAUAUUACCUCAAGGAACGUGAAUACGUUAAGCACAAGGGUGGCGAGUCUGGCAUGACGUCGUCGCAGAUAGUUAAUGCCCUUAAUGUACAAGACAAUAAAAUUAUUGACGUCUGUGUUAAGCUAUGCUGCUGGAAUCAUCGUUGGUACAGUGAAUUCUCUAUGAUGCUAUUGGAAGCAAUAUCUGUAAUCGUGGAAGACAUGGGCCUCACUAAACUACAGAACGAAGUUGCCUCUCGUUAUCGUUCAAGCGUGGUUACAUUAUUUCAAAAGAAUGUUCUGAAUUUCUUCGCUAAAUAUUCCGGAACUGAGUACGAGUGA
Molecule: messenger RNA, 2049 nt
Organism: Eremothecium sinecaudum
Lineage: Eukaryota; Fungi; Ascomycota; Saccharomycetes; Saccharomycetales; Saccharomycetaceae
Product: ChAPs family protein
Exons: 2
Coding region: 1-2049 (682 amino acids)
Biological process (GO): Golgi to plasma membrane transport
Cellular component (GO): exomer complex
Molecular function (GO): protein binding
Source: RefSeq, a predicted model, not a curated record